AACAAAGAUCUGUGACAAUGGUGGGCUGUGUAAUUGAGGAAAUCAAAUGUUGAGGUUAUUUUGUUAAAAUAGUAUAGAUGUUACAUUUUACAUAUUAGUCUGUAAUGCCAAUUUAGUUACAUACAUAUAAAAUGAAAUUUAGAUUUUGUGGGGAUGCUGACUGCCCAGAUUGGGUGUUGGAGGAAAUUAAUACUUUAUCCAGAUUAUCAUCGGUAAAAGUAAAACUAUUGUGUCAAGCUGUGAUUACUGGUAUUUUAAAACCACCUUUUAAUGUGGAAAAAGCUGAAAAAUUAUUUGCUGAUUCUAAAUUAGAUUCCGAUAUUGAUUUAAAAGCCUGCAUUGCCUGCUUAACUUAUAUUAUAGUAUCAGCAGCUCGAUUUAAUUGUGACGGUAGCGCUCUUCACAGCGAAUUACAACAACUUGGUCUACCGCGGGAGCACAGCACUUCUAUUAAACGUGUUACCGAUGAUCAGAUUACCAACUUAGCAGCCAAAUUUCGUGGUUGCUCCCUAAAAGUGAACCCGUUGAACAAAAUUUCGAUUAACGUGGAUUCUACUAUAAAGUGUGCUCUGAUGGAUUUGACUAUCAAUAAUGAAAAUCAGAAGAUUACUUUGACGCCACAUACCGUGAAUGUUCUUUUGGAGGAAUUAAAGAUUGUUAGGAAUAAAAUGAAUGAAUUGCAUGGGAAUUCGAUGUAAAUGUAAUUGAUUUAAUAAAAAAAUAGAAAAUUAA
This is a messenger RNA of Aethina tumida (small hive beetle), 732 nucleotides long. Its product is annotated as COMM domain-containing protein 4. The transcript is spliced from 5 exons. The record is from RefSeq and is a predicted model, not a curated record. The coding region runs from base 132 to 698 and encodes 188 amino acids. NCBI's taxonomy places the organism in Eukaryota, Metazoa, Arthropoda, Insecta, Coleoptera, Nitidulidae.